Messenger RNA from Fomitopsis serialis, 1681 nucleotides. Its product is annotated as cytochrome P450. Lineage: Eukaryota; Fungi; Basidiomycota; Agaricomycetes; Polyporales; Fomitopsidaceae. The coding region runs from base 138 to 1598 and encodes 486 amino acids. The record is from RefSeq and is a predicted model, not a curated record. Gene Ontology annotation, molecular function: iron ion binding; monooxygenase activity; oxidoreductase activity, acting on paired donors, with incorporation or reduction of molecular oxygen. The transcript is spliced from 10 exons.
AACCGCAUGUCGACGGCAGGCACCUGCGCUGAUGCACUGACGGGGUCAAAUCACAUUUCCUAGUACUUCCCCUGCGCAGUGCGAAUUCGUCGUACGCGUCCUCCCCCCACUCCCCAGGGAGCACACAGUUGUGAACAAUGAUCUCUCUGCUCGACCUCUCUGCGUGUCUCGCGGCGCUGUUGGCGGUUGUUGCUCUCCUCGCAUACAACUAUCCUAACAGAUGCAUUGGCACUGUGGACAGACCCGACCUGCCAGGCCCGCGAGGCUUGCCACUGUUGGGGAACAUGCUACUCGUCUUUCAGAAUCGCAAUGGCAUGCUCAGGUUCUUGGACAACAUGGAAGCGACGUACGGCCCACUGUUUACGUUCACGCUCCCGAACUGGGGCCGCAACAUCGUCAUCAAUAGGCCGGAAUGGCUGGAGCACAUGAGGAAGGGCGACACUACCAUAUACGCUAAGGGCGAGGUUGUGCGAGACGUGUUCAGUCAAUUUCCUGGAUCAACUACGCCCAUAUCCACCGAUGGGCCAGCCUGGAAGUAUGCCCGCAGAAUAAUGCAACCCAUAUUUGGCGCAAAAGCAGUCAACACUCACGCUUCGAAGGCUAUGUGCGAGAUAGUUCCGACGGUCAGAAGUUUAUUGAGAACGGCAAGCCUCCAGAAUGUGGCGAUUGAUUGGAAGGAUCUCUCCGGACGACUGGCUUUGAGUAUCUUCUGCAAGAUGGCGUUCGAUAUGCCAACAGACAUGCUCACCACCGAGCUCUCAUGUUUGAAGCAGACCAACGUCCUGUCGGACACGCUCAGCACUCUGAGCGUGAUCACAGCCGACCGAUUAUUCAACCCGGCAUGGAGAUUGACCGAACGGUUUGACGGUACGCGGAAUCGCUUCAACGCAGCAAAGGCUCGAUUAUCCGCCAUCGUGGACGACCUCAUCCGCGACCACUCUAGCUCCGGAGGCUUCAAUGCGGAAGAGAGUACCGAUUACCUCACCGCAUUGCUGGCAAGCACGGGAGAGCAAGACCUAUCUUCGACACGCGACACGCUGAUGACCUUAUUCUUCGCCGGACGAGACAGCACGCAGAACGCCAUUCUGUGGGCGCUGUACGAACUGACACGCAGUCCGGGCUGGAUUACCCUCAUGAGGGAAGAACUGGCUUCGCGGCCACCUAAAGGUGCAGAUGGCAUCAUGACAUUCGGCGAGCUGCAGAACUACCCAGUCCACCUGGCCGUUUUUUUCGAGACGCUCCGCCUUUGGCCCGGCUUGCCCAAGAAUGCGCGUGUCGCUACAGAAGACGACGUACUGCCCGCGAUCCCCGAGAAGGGCUUACCUGCGGUGAAGGUGAACAAGGGCGACUUCCUGCUUUGGUCGGACAUGGCGAUGAUGCGUAAUGAGGAUAUAUGGGGCCCCGAUGCGAAGGAGUUCAAUCCGCGUCGCCAUCUUAGCGAUGACGGUCACUUCCUGAAACCUGACACUCCCCGCUUCCACAGCUUCGGAAGCGGGCCUAGGGCAUGCCCUGCUAUGCAACUCUCGACAUACGAGUUCACAGCCAUCUUUGCAGGACUGAUCUGUGACUUCGAUUUCAUUCCUGUUCACCCGGGGUGAGGAAAUCCGUGGAUGCAUUCGCGCCAUUCAUGGACGGUCCUUUCAUGUUGGAAGUCCGCGAGAGGGUGGUUUAGUAGAGGAUA